UCUUUCUUUUUUGUUUUGUUUUCCUCCCUCUCCCGGAAUGGCAAUCCCAGCAGUCCAACUCCUGUGCCUGGAGCAACUGGGUGCUGGAGAAAAAUGAAUCUUCAUUUACCAUCUGCACCGCUGAAGAGGUUAUCUCCAGACCCAUUCCCGAACCAGAGACCAGCCAGCCGCCAUCCCGCUGCACGGAGUGAAAGCCAGAGCCCACUGCAGAGCCUGAGUGAAUCACUGUCAGAGAGCAAAGACGAGAGCGCGACUGACCAGGUGUGUGAGCCAGCAACACCGUGCGUCGUGGGAGUAUUGGUCGAGAUCGAGGGCAUGGAGGAAAGCCCUGCCCACACUCCUGCGACUGAGGCCUCCCUCUCCCACCUCAUCCUAGACCAGUCAGUUCCUCUGCUCCAUUUCCGCUGGUUCUGCCCAGCCCUGAAUCUCCGGUUUCUCCGCUGGCUCGGUCCAGCCCUGGUCCUCCUGUGUGUCCUCCCGGCCUCCCUCUCUCAUCUCCUCCUAGACCAGCCAGUUCCUCGACCUCAUCUCCGCUGGUGCCAGUCAGUCCCACGCGAUGGUUCACCGCAGGACUUCCAGUCUCCAGCUCCGCCUUGGUGUGUGGAUUCCCUGUCUCCACCUCCAGCCUCCGAGCCCUGGACUCCACCUUGGUCCUUCGACCCUGCGGCUCCGCCUUGGCACCCUGCUCCCUCGUCUUCACUGUGGCCCGUCAUCCCACCUGUUCCACCGGGCUCCCUCUUCCCUCCGGCUCCACCUUGGUCACACGUCGACCAUCCGCCACCUCGGGACUCCACUCCUAUGGCUUCACCUCAUCAUUCCAUCCCUCUAGCUCUGUCCGGCUCCACCUCCGUCCUCAGUCGCUCCGACUCUGCAGCGGGCUUCCGGAGCCCCGCCUCUACCUUGGUCGCCAGUGCCUUCAGCUCUGCCUUGGACCUCUGGACCCUCUGCGUCACCCUGGCUCUGUGGCUGCUCUGCUCCAUCUUAGGCUCUUCACCCACCGGCGCAGUCUCUGUCAGUCAGCCCUCUGGUGUCAUUGGCUCCUUCAUCACCAUGGCUCCUCCCGCAGUCGACUCCACAGUGGAUCAUCCUGGCUGGUCUCUGGAGCACCAUCUGUUUUUUACUGCUCCGGGCUCCUCCCUCCUACUCCACCCUGGGUCCUCUCCAAUUCCCUGCCCCACGCCUGCCUCCAGAACCCCCACCCUCCCUCCUCAGGCUUUGUGAUUUAUUUCUAUGACUGCUGAGAUGAAGAAACUACUGUACUGCAAACCAAAUUAAGAACUCCAUUACUCCUGAAGAACUCUCAUAUUAGUUCUUAUUUGGUCUGUAUUUUGCAUUUCAUGGACAUUUAGUUGCUUUUACUAACAUAGAUUUUCACUGGAUUUAAUUAAAGCCGUUUAAGCCACAGUAACUUUUAUAUAAUCAUAUAAGGUAUAUUGUGAAGUAACCAUCUUGACAUCGAACUCUUGGCAUGCAGUAUCUUGCAUCUUGCCUAGAUUUUUAUUCAACACCAGACUGACAAAAUAGCAAUACAUUUGAAUAAAUGCUGGACUUAUUUUCACUGUGCAGUUUUGUUGUUGGUGAUAGUCAGGUUGGUUGAACUGUGAAAUGUUUCUCUAAGCUCUGACUUUGGACUUCAACAGGAAAUGUUGACCAUUGACUCCAAAGGAAACCA
Carassius gibelio (silver crucian carp) is the source of this 1672-nucleotide messenger RNA. Its product is annotated as formin-like protein 1. The record is from RefSeq and is a predicted model, not a curated record. The coding region runs from base 94 to 1221 and encodes 375 amino acids. The transcript is spliced from 3 exons. NCBI's taxonomy places the organism in Eukaryota, Metazoa, Chordata, Actinopteri, Cypriniformes, Cyprinidae.